GUGACGUCAAGAAAAUCAGCUGCUGCUUCUCAUGUGACUAAGAAAGCCCCGCCCCUCCAGCUUGUCAACUCUUGUUGCCAAUGUGUGGUCUCAGUGCCAGUCUGUGCCCGCUUGUAGUGGGGUAAAUUGUAGCGGGAAUUGCAGGGGGACAGCGUACCGAAAGGCAAGACAAUGCAAGCGGUGACUGAAAACUAAGAGCAGAAGUCGCCUAUCGCAAGCUGCUGUAGUGCAACAAGCGGCAGUGACAUUGUAGAUAGGGCGGGUACAUAUGCUCACCUAGUGCCCGUGCACCCCGACCGGAGCGGCCCUGAGCACCGCCACCUCCAUUGCUGCCUUCUGAUUAGAGCAGGGCUGUCCGCUGCUCCCACUUAUGUCCCGCAAAGCCAGCGACAAUGUGGAGUACACGCUGCGGAGCCUGAGCAACCUAAUGGGGGAGAAAAAGAGAAGGAAGCAGCAACAGGAGGAGGCAGCGGCAGCCGCCGGGGAAAGGAGUCUGAUAGCCUCCGCCGAGUCCUGCACGAGUAUUAAUAGCCAGAGUACGGGCGCCGGGGACUUAGAGCGGGCGGCCCGCAAGCAAUUCCAGCAGGAUGUCACCCCGGCUUUUGUUUACGUGGUGUCCGUGUUCUCGGCCCUCGGGGGGUUCCUGUUCGGCUAUGACACUGGGGUUGUGUCAGGGGCAAUGCUGCUGCUCAAGAGGGAGAUGAACCUAUCUGCUCUAUGGCAGGAACUACUGGUCUCCAGCACUGUGGGGGCAGCGGCACUGUCGGCUCUGGCGGGCGGCGUACUGAACGGAGUUCUGGGUCGCAGACCGUGUAUUCUCAUGGCCAGCCUUUUAUUCACCGCUGGAGCCGUGAUCCUGGCUGCUGCCCGCGACAAGGAGACGCUGCUAGGGGGACGCGUGGUGGUGGGACUCGGUAUUGGUAUUGCAUCUAUGACAGUACCAGUGUACAUUGCCGAAGCAGCUCCACCCCAUUUGAGAGGAAGACUGGUUACUAUUAAUACACUGUUCAUCACAGGAGGACAGUUCUCUGCUGCAGUGGUGGAUGGAGCAUUUAGUUAUCUUGCAAGAGAUGGCUGGAGGUAUAUGCUUGGACUUUCAGCUGUCCCUGCAGUUCUCCAGUUCCUUGGGUUUCUUUUCCUUCCAGAAAGUCCACGAUGGCUUAUUCAGAAGGGCCAAACACAAAAAGCAAGAAGAGUCUUAUCUCAGAUUCGUGGAAAUCAAACUAUUGAUGAAGAAUAUGACAGUAUAAAAAACAGUAUUGAUGAAGAAGAGAAGGAAGGAGCAACAGGUGGACCUAUUAUUUAUAGAAUGCUGAUAUAUCCUCCAACUCGACGUGCACUUAUAGUUGGCUGUGGGUUGCAGAUGUUCCAACAGCUGGCGGGUAUCAACACAGUAAUGUACUACAGUGCUACCAUAUUGCAGAUGUCUGGCGUGGAUGAUGACAGACUUGCCAUUUGGCUUGCUGCUGUUACAGCUUUUACUAAUUUUAGUUUUACACUACUCGGGGUAUGGCUAGUUGAAAAACUUGGCAGAAGAAAACUCACACUUGGAAGUCUUACAGGUACCACAGUUGCCCUUUUUGUCCUUGCUUUGGGUUUCUUGUUGUCUGCUCAGGUAUCACCACCUGUUACAUUUACACCAGGUGAUCCUUCAGGUCCGAAUUCUACUUGCACACAAUAUAGUUAUUGUAACAAAUGUAUGUUAGAUCCCAACUGUGGGUUUUGCUAUAAGAAGAAUGGCUCAAGUAUAGUUGACUCUUCAUGCAUCCCUGUAAACACAGAAUCUACUGACAGAGCUGCAUGGGGAAGAUGUAUGAAUGAAACCAAAUCCAAAGCAGGGGGCUCCAUUUGGGCUUAUAACUACUGUCCCACUUCAUACUCUUGGACUGCACUUUUAGGCCUCAUUUUGUAUUUGGUUUUCUUUGCACCAGGAAUGGGACCAAUGCCAUGGACUGUGAAUUCUGAAAUCUAUCCUUUGUGGGCUAGAAGUACAGGAAAUGCAUGUUCAUCUGGAGUGAAUUGGAUUUGUAAUGUUCUGAUUUCACUCACAUUUUUACACACAGCUGAGUAUCUCACAUAUUAUGGAGCAUUCUUCCUAUAUGCAGGAUUAGCGUGUGUGGGACUCAUAUUUAUUUAUGGAUGCCUUCCAGAGACUAAAGGGAAGAAACUGGAGGAAAUUGAAUCUUUAUUUGAAAGCAGGCUCUGUACGUGUGGUGCCUCUGAUUCCGAUGAGGGGAGGUAUAUAGAAUAUAUAAGAGUAAAGGGAAGUAAUUACCAUCUCUCUGACAAUGAUGCGUCUGAUGUGGAAUAAUUUUCCUCUGCAGAUGCAUGUUAAUCAUUUAAAAGCCUUCCAAGGAAGGGCAGCUAUAGGUGACCUCACAGUCCUGCUUCUGGUCUGGUUCCUUCUACAGUUCAAAAUGAACUUUUUAAAUAACAAUAUUAUCUAUGUUUAAUGCUGUUUUCAGUCGGAUAAGGGUAAAAGAGAAAAAUUUUACUUGGUUACGUGUUUACUUUAAGUUAUACCGUGUGCUUUCAGACAAUCUCCAAAUUGUAAUUUGCAUCAGGUAAUGCACAUUACUUUGCAGUUUAUUUUACAGUUUCUCAUGGGUUUUUUUUUUUUUAUUUUGUUCUGCUACGGAAAUGUUCUUUGCAGUUGUCUAAGUCUUCCUUUGUUAAUACCAUAAGUUGAACUAAUGUGGUUAUAGUCAACUGUGCACGAUCAAAACUAAUUCCAUGCACUUUUUUUUUUAUUUGCUUUUUUUUUUAUCUGUGAAAACUAGUAUGUGAGUAUUUGGCAGGAAACUUUUAUAUUGUGUAUAUAUUUUUAACAUUCCAAAAUGUAAUAUUUUCUGCAAAAAAUAAUCUUUCUAAAAUGUAGGAAUCUAACAAAAAGCACAAACCAUAUAUAUUUUCAAUUCCAAUGGAAAAUUUAUUUUUAGUAGCUCCUCCUUAGAUCAGUUCAAGCCUUUUGUUAAUGCCAAGCAAGCCUCUACUGCAUGGGUUAGUUUAGAUAGCAGUUUAGUGAGGGGAAAUCUCUCUCUAUAAAUGUGGAGGUGAGAUUGUACCUUGUAGUGUAGAAUGAUUACUGAUGUCUAUAUAAAGAUAAUUCACUAUUUAUAUGUUUCUUUUGUUUCACAAAUAAAUAUGAGUUAGAUCAGAGCCUAAAAGAGUACAGUAUCCCUUUAUUGUAUUGUUAUUCACAUCAUCCUAAACUUAGGCCUAACUUAUUCCCACAUGCACAGGUUAAUGUAGCAUGCUAUGUUCCAUACGGGUAAGAAAUACAAUGUGGAGUAAGUAGCUUUUUGGGAACAGAGGGAAAGAAGCAAGUAAACCAGUAAUACGCUGGAGAAUCUGUAUGCUAGACAUACUGUAUGUAGUGAAGUGACAAACACAGGAAAAUAAUGAAACAAGCCAGAUAGGGGUUAUAAAGGAAACUAAGAUGGAAGGAGAGACAGUGGUUGCCAAUAAUCUUAUUUAAUGGUAGAAACUUUUUUUUGUUCUACUUUGCUUUUAAUGGUGAUUCCAGACACAGCUUUAUCUACCUGUACAUACUUGCAUAUUAUUUUUAUGUUCAAACCUCCUGUUUUCAAAAACAGUUUAAACAAUUGUCUACAUAUAGCAGAUUCUGCAGAGGACAGACCUCUGGGGCACUAAUAUUACUAACAUACAAUUUGGAGAUUGAAUAUAUAUAUGUAUAUAUAAAGUGUUUGUCACAUUUACAUUAACUGUGUUGCCAAACUAACAUUUAUUAUUGUAUUGUUUGCCAUUUACUGAAAUCAAACUUACUAUAUAACACGCUACACUUUUCUACCAAAAGUGUACAUUUUCACAUAAAUAUAGUUGUAUGCUCAAUGUGUUGUAUGUACGUGAGAACUUUUUGACAUUAUAUAUUUAUAAUGAAAUGCUGCAUUGUUUUCCCUGAGACAACCCUCUAAAACUUUUCCAGGAUAGGCUGUAUCUGUUUUUUUAGGGCCAUUCAUACUUCACACACCCCUACUACUAUGACCCCUAUAUAUCUAAAUGUGUCACAUGCACAUGAUCUAUCUAAAUGUUUGCAGGCAAAACAUUUGUAGAUCAAAUAAGUACCACAUAUAACCAACUUCUUGUCCUAAAUUGAUUAAGUAGUGUAUUUAUGAAAUUAUGCACCAAAGUGGCCUGGGGUGCAGAAUCAUAUCUGGCAUCAUCCAAUGGUAUUAAGAAUCUUAUUUCCAUGAUUCUUAAAUUGCUAUAGUCAGCACUCACAUCAAAAAUGAUAAAUAGGAUAGGUGGUAGCAUGCUCCACAUCAAGGAUAUAGUGACAAGAGGGUCAGAGCUGAAUUCAUCCAGGCUUAAGCACUGCCUUUCUAUAUCAGCACUUUUGAGCUUCUGAGUAUAAAUGUAAUUUAAAGGGUCCUUGUUGGAGACAAAUAACAUGGAAGAUCCAUGAAUGCUUCAUUUCUUCCUUUUGUAAAAUAUA
Molecule: messenger RNA, 4456 nt
Organism: Xenopus tropicalis (tropical clawed frog)
Lineage: Eukaryota; Metazoa; Chordata; Amphibia; Anura; Pipidae
Gene: slc2a13
Product: solute carrier family 2 member 13
Exons: 10
Coding region: 371-2311 (646 amino acids)
Biological process (GO): transmembrane transport
Cellular component (GO): membrane; plasma membrane
Molecular function (GO): transmembrane transporter activity
Source: RefSeq, a predicted model, not a curated record